Molecule: messenger RNA, 786 nt
Organism: Australozyma saopauloensis
Lineage: Eukaryota; Fungi; Ascomycota; Pichiomycetes; Serinales; Metschnikowiaceae
Exons: 1
Coding region: 1-786 (261 amino acids)
Biological process (GO): maturation of 5.8S rRNA; maturation of LSU-rRNA
Cellular component (GO): nucleolus; preribosome, large subunit precursor
Source: RefSeq, a predicted model, not a curated record
AUGCCUCAAAACGAGUACAUUGAGCAGCACAUAAAACAACAUGGUCGUAGACUCGAUCACGAGGAGAGAAAGAGAAAGAGAGAGGCCAGAGAGGGCCACAGAGUGGCUAAGGAUGCUCAAACCUUGAAGGGUUGGAGAGGAAAGCAAUUCGCUAAGAAGCGUUACAGCGAAAAGGUGGCAAUGAAGAAGAAAAUCAAGGCCCAUCAAGAGUCUAAGGUUAAAGGUCCAUCCACUCCUAUGGAGGACAGCGGCGAGGCUCUUCCAACCUAUUUGUUGGACCGUCAAACCAACAACACUGCUAAGGCCAUCUCCUCCAGUAUUAAGCAGAAGAGAAUGGAGAAGGCAGAUAAAUUCUCUGUUCCUUUGCCUAAGGUUAGAGGUAUUUCUGAAGAGGAGAUGUUCAAAGUUGUUAAGACUGGUAAGUCUAAGACUAAGUCUUGGAAGAGAAUGAUCACAAAACACACUUUCGUUGGAGAGGGUUUCACACGUAGACCAGUUAAGAUGGAGAGAAUCAUCAGACCUUCUGCAUUGAGACAGAAAAAGGCCAAUGUCACCCACCCAGAAUUGGGUGUUACGGUGUUCUUGCCUAUUCUUGGUGUCAAGAAGAACCCUCAAUCUCCAAUGUACACUCAACUUGGUGUUUUGACCAAGGGUACCAUCAUUGAGGUCAACGUCUCUGAGUUGGGUUUGGUGACUGCUGGUGGUAAGGUUGUUUGGGGUAAGUACGCCCAGAUUACCAAUGAGCCAGACAGAGACGGUUGUGUCAACGCUGUUUUGUUGGUUUAA